GUCAAUAUAGCCGAAUUCUACCAUGUUCCGUACGAACCGGACCAGAGUAUCAUGUCUGCCCUGGCAGGCAGCACCACUACGUCCUCAACUUACAAGGAUUCACGUAGAGCAAUUCUGACUGCUGCCACCUUGUCGAGAGAUGGUGCUUGUUCGAGUGAACCACGUGGCAGUUUUCAAUCUCACUAUGUUUACCGACGCCCCAACUUCGGCCCGGGUAAUUUCGGCGCACCUCGCCCACCCGGUCAUCAUCUAUCACAUGGCACAUAUCAGUCAUCUCAUGCUUGGCGCACACCAACUAGUAGUCGAUGGCCCUCUCCUCGCUUACCUCAGUCCAGUUCAAGUUCGACUGCUGGAGCCAAUCAGACACCGGAGACCGGAGUACCAGGAUUCUCAUUUCGUGCACUGGAGGCGCAGUUACAGUUAGACACGGUCAAAUCAGCCGCGGAACUCGGGUUCACUGACACCGAGGCCUAUACCGCUCCGGGAGAUUUGUCCCAGAAAGACCUGUUAGCUUACCAACAGAGUGAUGUAGAAAUGUUUGAGAUUGGAUCAAUACCACUAGAUUCACCACCUAAAUCUCUUUGUACAUAG
Molecule: messenger RNA, 591 nt
Organism: Echinostoma caproni
Lineage: Eukaryota; Metazoa; Platyhelminthes; Trematoda; Plagiorchiida; Echinostomatidae
Source: the annotation of a GenBank genome assembly